UAUAAUGGGUGACAUCCCUGCUGAAAGACUUAUGCCGGAUUUUCCAUUUAAUGUAAUCGGUACGGAUUUUGCUGGACCAUUUAUGAUCACGGAUCGCAAAGGCCGUGGUUGCAUAAUUAGUAAAUGCUACUUAUGUUUAUUUAUUUGUUUUAAAUAUAAAUGUCUUCACUUGGAGGCUGUAAGCGAACUCUCAAAAGAUGCUUUUAUUCUAGCUCUAAAGCGAUUUAUUUCUCGUAGAGGUUUACCAAAUAAAAUAUUUUGUGAUAAUGGAGGAAAUUUUGUUGCGGCGGUAAAGGAAAUUAAGCAAUUUCUUAAUUCGAACUCUACUUCUAUCAUUGAUUUUGCAGCCAGCGAGGGCGUCGAAUUCUGCUUCUCAUCAGCGUAUGCUCCUCACUUCAAUGAUUUGAUGGAAACUGGAGUUAAAUCCGCUAAGUUUCACUUAACUAGGAUAUUAGGAAAAACACAUUUAACGUUUGAAGAAUUAUCAUCUUUGUUUACUCAAAUAGAAUGCAUCCUUAAUAGCCGUCCCUUAUGUCCCUUAAGUUCCUCUCCUGACGAUUAUUAUCCUUUGACUCCGGGUCACUUUUUAAUUGGUCGACCCCUGAUGUCGUUACCAUCUCCAAGUUUAACAGAUAUUAACAUGAAUCGUCUUGACAGGUAUCAGCGCAUAGAACAAAUAAAACAGCAUUUUUGGAAGCGAUGGAGCAACGAAUACAUAUCGGAGCUACAGUCUCGAAUCAAGUGGCGUACAAAGAAGAACGAGAUCCAAAUUGACGAUAUGGUCCUACUGAAAGAGGAUAACACUCCACCACUCCAUUGGCGUCUUGGUCGCAUAUCAAGGUUGUUCCCGGGUCCUGAUGGCGUAGCCCGUGUAGCUGACAUUUCAACGGCAAGAGGUGUUGUUCGUCGCGCUUUAAAUAGAAUAUAUCUCUUGCCCAAUACUCAAGCAAGGGAUUCUUGAAAGCAGUUUAAGCUUUGCAGGGCCGGGAAUAUGUUACCGUCUGUGAUUCAUAUUUUAUAGUUCACUCUACGAAAUGAUACGAUCCCUGUGUCGCGGAACCAGUUCUUCGGCUCUCGAAGUCCGAGCAUUCGUUCAUUCCGUAUCAAACCUUCAAGCACGCCGUACUUGUUAUUACACCUAAUAUUGGAUUUGAUAAUGUGUCAGAGUUUUUAA
Leptidea sinapis is the source of this 1174-nucleotide messenger RNA. RefSeq lists its product as uncharacterized. Lineage: Eukaryota; Metazoa; Arthropoda; Insecta; Lepidoptera; Pieridae. Gene Ontology annotation, biological process: DNA integration. The record is from RefSeq and is a predicted model, not a curated record. Bases 5 to 961 code for a protein of 318 amino acids. Gene Ontology annotation, molecular function: nucleic acid binding. The transcript has a single exon.